GGGAUUAGCAUGAGAAUGGUGUGUGAGUGCUGGAAGGUGUUCUGUCACUCUGCAGCUCGCUCUCUCUCUCUCAGCUUCUCUCCUCUGAACACUCGACUCCUCUCUUCUCCUCUUUCACCUUCAUCUUCAUCUUUAUCCUUCCUCUUCCCGUUCAGGAACAACAUGGAGAAUAACUACACCUUCCUGUACUUUGCUUAUGGCAGUAACCUGCUGAAGGAGCGCCUUCAGCUGAAGAACCCGUCUGCCACGGUUCACUGUGUGGCCCGGCUCAAGGAAUAUAAACUGGUGUUUGGGAACUAUAAAGGCCUGGCAAGUGACCGGUGGCACGGCGGGGUGGCCACCAUCGAGAAGAGCCCCGGAGACGAGGUGUGGGGGGUGGUGUGGAGGAUGAACAUGACAGACCUCGAGUCCCUGGACAGUCAGGAGAAUGUGACAUUGGGUGCGUACAGUCCAGUGGAGCUCCCAGUGAAGAUUAAAGGACGGGAGCUCAGCUGUCGGACCUACAUCAUGAACAGCUGUGUGUACGCUCCUCCAUCACCUCAGUACCUGCGGGUGAUAGUGAUGGGCGCAGAGCAGAACGGCCUGCCCAAGGACUACCAGGAGAAGCUGAGAGCCAUCAAGACCAACAUGUAUGAAGGUCCUCUGCCCAUGAUGAAUGAACUGGAUCGAAUCAGGAGAGCCAAAGAGAAGGACCUCCAAGGCUGUGAUGAUGGCCGGGUCCAGGUCCACUUUCUCCUGUAGAAAAAGUCCUUAAAGCGCUGUGAGGAACCUUAAACUGUAGAUUAUGACGGAAUCAGGAAGUAGUAAUUUCUCACCACAUUAUUUAAAAUAUUUUAACCCUUAGUGUCUUUAGGCCCUGACAGAAAUUAAUAACUUAUGUUCUCUGAAAAAGAAACAGAGAAAAUCUGCCAUCUGUAGCAGUUGUAAUGUAGUUGUCAUGUAAAAACUUCGACCAAUGUCUGCCAAGAGGUACCAAUCUGAUGAACCAAUCACAGCCUUCCUGUCUCCCUGCUCGUUCUCUACCCCUUGCGUGAACUAGCCCACACAAGAGUAGAGUUUAUACUGCGAGUUUACUUACCCCUGAAUGAGACGACGGUGUUUCUACACAAUGCAAGCGAUGAGCUGAGGUCCCCUUCUGGUGCGACGGCGCUCGUGCAUGUUAGUGAGGGGCCGUGGCUUUUGAGGGAGCACAGAGGGGAGGGGGUGUAGACGGAGCACUGAGGGGAUGCUACUUUCAAAAUCAUGCUAGUUUUUUCGAAAAUUUCCCAACCCUGCUUUUAAAUGAAAGUAGACUAUUUACCCAAACAUCACAUAACUUAAGCUAAGGUAUACGUUCAGAAGGGUAUAUAUAUAUAUAUAUAUAUAUAUAUCAUAAUUGUUGGUCAUAAUUGUUUCCUGAAUAGAGGAGUUAUUAAGUAAAGGAUUACUUUAAUGUGGCACAAAAUCAGAGGCUAUGUCGUUUUGGAUGAAUCACUGAAGACACAAAUAUGAUCAGGUUAUGCUCACCGAAGUGUAAUAUUUGUGAUUCUAUCGAACAUCUUCAACAAAACUGUCAUUUUUAAAGAUACACAUUAAAGUUAUGAAUGUCAACACAAA
Messenger RNA from Labrus mixtus (cuckoo wrasse), 1596 nucleotides. RefSeq names its product gamma-glutamylcyclotransferase b (gene ggctb). The record is from RefSeq and is a predicted model, not a curated record. The transcript has 4 exons. Bases 10 to 741 code for a protein of 243 amino acids. Gene Ontology annotation, molecular function: gamma-glutamylcyclotransferase activity. Lineage: Eukaryota; Metazoa; Chordata; Actinopteri; Labriformes; Labridae.